AUGCUAGUACUGGCGAGAAUUCUUUUUGAGCAAAUCCGCGUAUGGAUGAAAAAAGUGGACGUAUGGAUAUACCAUUACCAUGGACCUGUCGCUCUCUCGGUUGCCGGCGAUGAAUCAUCGACGAUUCUGAGCUCAGUAGACCGGUUUAAAGGCAAAGAGAAAAUACCUUUCGUGAAGACAAUGCGACGGACGAAGGCUGCACUCAUUCUAUUUGUCUCGUAUGCAACUGUGAUUAUAGCCGUAGAUGUCAGCUUCGUAGCCGUGCCUUCCGUCAAUCUCUGGGAUCCACGUUCUUUCACGGUUCGGUAUGGGCAAGGAUUUGCCGAUAUGUCGUUUCUAGACAGCCUUGUGACUGUAGGACCUUUAGGCACUGUACCCUCUUUCCUUGGUCUCAACAUUACCGGAACUCCAUCUGUAACUUGGGAUGAGCAAAUACCUCACAUCGCAGAUGAGAACUAUGCAGAAAUGAUUGUAAACGGGACACUGACUGCGGAGGAGGAGAAAGAACGAGUUUGGUUUCUCAUGAUAACCGUCACCGCGGGACAGCCAGAAGGCGUCUCGAAGUUCGUAGACGAUGUUUUCGAUGCCACAAUAACUAUACCCUGGAGAAAGGAGAGCUCCCUCAUGUGCGCUUCGGACGAAUUGACUAUCUUAAUGUUACGAUCAUCACCACUAAAUGGGCUGUCUGGUCACCGAGGACAAACUUUGCGGUUCUAUAAAGCCGGUCAGAUAAGGUUGACCGACAAAAUCCUCCACCAAUUUCUCAAGGAGAAGGCAUGGAGCAUCAAAGAGCCAUGGAAAUCCAUCUAUGGCCCUGGUGGCGAACGCGAAUACAUUUUAGACUACUUGGCACAUUUUUUGUCCAAAGUCUAUGGUGCUCUUAUUCGUGUGCCGAAAUGGCUCAUGUACACGAUGAGCGGAGGUCUUAGCGCUGCUAAGCCUGCACCCAAGCCUGUGUCUGCACCCGCAGCUCCAGAACACGCAGUCGCGUCGAGUGCGACGAAUACGCCGCAGAAGGGAUCUACUAAAAGGAUGGGAAAGAAAUAG
This is a messenger RNA of Suillus subalutaceus, 1047 nucleotides long. RefSeq lists its product as uncharacterized. NCBI's taxonomy places the organism in Eukaryota, Fungi, Basidiomycota, Agaricomycetes, Boletales, Suillaceae. Bases 1 to 1047 code for a protein of 348 amino acids. The transcript is spliced from 9 exons. The record is from RefSeq and is a predicted model, not a curated record.